This is a messenger RNA of Coccinella septempunctata (seven-spotted ladybird), 1120 nucleotides long. RefSeq names its product SAP30-binding protein. Gene Ontology annotation, cellular component: nucleus. The transcript is spliced from 2 exons. Lineage: Eukaryota; Metazoa; Arthropoda; Insecta; Coleoptera; Coccinellidae. The coding region runs from base 201 to 1031 and encodes 276 amino acids. The record is from RefSeq and is a predicted model, not a curated record. Gene Ontology annotation, biological process: regulation of DNA-templated transcription.
ACUAGUAAUGUCAAACGUCAACCUCAAAAAAGUUUCUCUGUCAUUCCCUAAUGUUAUUCAAUAAUAACAGUCUGAUAAUAUUAUUUAAUGUUCUCUGAUUAAUACAAAUGACUACAACUUAGAAAGAAAAUCUUUAUUUUGUUUUAAUGAUUCGAGUUUUAAAUAUAAACAAAUAGCGAAAUCUCCACUCCGGAAUAAACAUGUCAAACUCAACAGCAUUGGCAUCUUUGACUGCAACAUAUACUGAUUCUGAAGGUGAAGAAGAUAGAAGUGAUGAAGAUAAUGAACAAAAUAAUGGAGAAAAUAAAAACGGAUCACCAUACAGUCAAGUUACAUCGUUACCUUCUAGUCCAACUGUAGCCCCAGUAAGAGUGACAUCAAAAGUGGCAAAAUUAGUAUGCUAUCAUGAUGAUACUGUUGUCUCAGAGGAUGAGAAUGAAGUAGAUGAAACUGCACCAGCACAUGAAGUCAUACUUCUUACAGAUGAAAAUCCAAAUCCUGAAGAGGAACUCACAGAGGACGGAGUUAGCAUACCUCCAGAGCCCCCUGGUAACUGUUCAGUCGACUUACAAGACAAAAUAGCGAAAUAUUAUGAUAAAAUGAAAAAUGAGAAGUUAGAUAUGAACGCAUUCAUUGAAAAAAGGAAGGACUUCAGAAAUCCCAGUAUUUACGAGAAGUUAUUACAGUUUUGUGCUAUCAAUGAAUUGGGCACUAAUUAUCCACCUUCAAUAUAUGAUCCCUUGAAAUGGAGUAAAGAAUCUUACUAUGAAGAACUAGCUAAGGUUCAAAAAGCUGAAAUUGAAAAAAGGGAAAAAGAAAGGAAAUCGAAAGAUUUUUCAAUUGGAGGUUUGAAAAAAGAAGAUGAAUCUAGAAAAAGGAAGAGUAAAUGGGAUCAACCUGGUGGCAACAAUCCAGCAAGUAUCAGACCAGCAGGAUUAGUGCAACCACCAACUCUUACUACUAGUGCUACAGGUACCAAGAGUACUGUAAUAUCUGCAUUUGGGUCUCUACCAAAGAAACCAAGGCCAUGAAUAUUAUAUACUUAUGGUAAAAAAUUUUUAUUUGUAAAUAGAUAUUACAUUUCGAUGAUUUUGAAAUAAAACACUGUGAAUCGCCCCAA